Molecule: messenger RNA, 807 nt
Organism: Penicillium oxalicum
Lineage: Eukaryota; Fungi; Ascomycota; Eurotiomycetes; Eurotiales; Aspergillaceae
Product: 2-deoxyribose-5-phosphate aldolase
Exons: 2
Coding region: 1-807 (268 amino acids)
Biological process (GO): carbohydrate catabolic process; deoxyribonucleotide catabolic process
Cellular component (GO): cytoplasm
Molecular function (GO): deoxyribose-phosphate aldolase activity
Source: RefSeq, a predicted model, not a curated record
AUGUCGACCAUUCCCACCACCAACGCCGAGUGGACAGAGGCAAUCUCUGCUCUGUCGGCGCAAUUGACAGGCGACGUCCUGCCCGUUCCGCCCACCAGUCCCGAGCAGAUCCCGGGCAUGAUUGAUCACACCCUUCUCAAAGAACCCAUUGAGCCUCAGCAGAUCGACACUCUCUGCCAGGAGGCUCGCCAGCACAAUUUUGCCACGGUGUGCGUUCGCGUGGGAUACGUUGCGCAAGCGGUUGCCAACCUCAAAGACCUGCCCAAUGUGGGGGUGGCCUGCGUGGUGGGGUUCCACGAAGGAACGUAUGAAACGGAGUAUAAAGUGUCUGAGGCCCGGGAAGCAGUGGCCCUGGGCGCCAGUGAACUCGAUAUGGUGAUUGAUUAUCCCAAGUUGAAGAAGGGAGAAUAUACCGCCGUCUACGAGGACGUUCUGGCGGUGCGUCGCGCUGCCCCGUUGCCGGUUCUGCUCAAGGCGAUUCUCGAGACGUCCGAGCUUGAGAAGGAGGAGAUUAUUGCUGCUACGUUGCUCUGUUGCAUUGCAGGUGUAGACUUUGUCAAGACCAGCACUGGAUUCAAAGGCCCCGCGACGGAGGAUGCUGUCUCAUUAAUGCGGACCGUCUCUCAAGUCGCUGGGUUCCCCAAUGUUCAGGUCAAGGCCAGCGGUGGUGUCCGGACUGCCUCUGACUGUCUGCGCAUGGUCAAGGCUGGAGCAACCAGAAUCGGAGCUAGUGCUGGUGUGAACAUCGUGCGCGAACUUACCAGCGGAGAGACUCAGGCCCAGUCCACGGGUGGUGACGGAUACUAA